Sturnus vulgaris (Common starling) is the source of this 7178-nucleotide messenger RNA. NCBI's taxonomy places the organism in Eukaryota, Metazoa, Chordata, Aves, Passeriformes, Sturnidae. The record is from RefSeq and is a predicted model, not a curated record.
UGAAUGUUCUGAGUAUUAUUUUUUCUCCCUGCAUACAAAAAUAAGUCUGCCUUCUUUGGACUUAGCUUAUCUGUACUAAAAUCCAUAUUAAGCGUGUGUGUGGGGUUUUUUGUUGUUGUUUUUUAUUUUUUUUUUUAAUUGAGCACUUUGAAGCAGACUUGGACUAAACAUAAGUCCUGAUUUUAUACACACUGGAAACGUCUGAGUUUGACCACCUCCCCCUUUCUCUCUCCUUUUGUCCACGUUGGCAGUAAUGGCUUUACUCUGUUCCUUGUGACAAAAGUAGUCUUUUUUGUACUUUGUGGUCUUUGCUUGUAUUUCCUCCCACUGCUUUCAGACUUCUAUGGGUUUUUCUAUCCCAUUCUUUCUCAGAUUAUCAUCUUUGCUUGUUUAUUCCUAUACUAUUUUAAACCAGAGUAACAACUUCUAAAACUUCUCUUUUUUGUCAAUUAUAAAUGAAAUACAUUGUGUUACAAUGUUACAGUAAUAAUUUAUCAUGGGUUGUUAUUUUAUAUAUGUAUAUAUAUAUAUGCAAAGAAAAAUACUCCAAGGAAUCUUCUGUUUGUUUGGAUUGUGAGGGACACAGCCCUUGCAUGGGUGUGCUCAAUUAGAGGCUAUGACUUGACCCUUUUGAUUUUAAAGACUUUCUUCUCUGGUUUGAAUAUGUAUAGGUGUUUAAUGAAUGUUAAUCCUGUACAAAUGAAAGAUGAAGAAAUGUGCAUGAUGAUAUGAGCCCUUAAUUCAAAUUUCAGCUUAGUAAAGCUUUGUACAGGCCCUUGAGAAAUUUGUUACUCCCUAUUAUGUCUGAUGUGAGUACAACAGAUUUUAAAUUGCUUGCUUUGUUUGCUCUUCCAUGACCUGCUCACUGCGAUAUGGAAAGCAGAUACAUAGCUGUCCAAGCCUGAUUUGGAGUUAAUCAUAUCUAUCUUAAUUUCAUCCUGAGUCUUAAAGAUAGAACUCUUUGUUUAACAGUCAUGUGGACUCAGUUGUCUAACUGGAAAAGGUAGUCUGUCAUGUCCUGUAUCUUCUAUCAGUGAGUUAAGGAUGAUGUCUCUCUAGGUGUGCUUCUAGUUCCUCUUUGCUUUUAUCAACUAAGGGCUAGCUUUUCUUCCCUAGUUAAAACUUCUUUAAUUGAGAAUCAUGGACCCUUCUUCAGUAAGCAAGGCAGCUAUUGUUAUUAAGCCUUUUUUUCUACAAUAGUAACCUCUCCUUUAAUUGUUUCUGUAAUUUAUUUUUUAAUGAUUUCUAGUGGAUGGAGUCCUUUGACAGGGCUCUCUUUGCUAGUAUGCUGCAAAGAGACAGUCUAAUCUGUGAGAACCUGGUUAUGAACAGAAAGUGUUGGGAAAAUAUUCAUGCUUUUAAGGGGAUAUGAGGUAGUUGUCCAAUGGACUUUUAAUUGACAGUUAAUAUUCUUAGAGAUCAUAGGCUGGCUUAAAUGCACCUUAAUUUUUCUGCAUUGCUCUUCAGAGCUAAAUGCAAAUGUUGAAUAUUAAUUAUUCAACCACAGAAACAAAAGAAAUGGUUGAUUGGUGUCCAGGUGCAGUUGCUGUUAUCAGUGUAUGUGAGGUGUUAUUGUGUGGCCACAGUGGUGUCUUUUGGGUUAGAGUAUUCCACACUGCUAAUACAAUGCAUGCUGCUGAGCUGCUGCCAUCCUUGCUGGGUGAAGAGGCCCUGGAAGUUGGGCUCAACACAGGACACAGGAGGAUGCACGUUUGAUGAUGGUCCUGGGCCCUGUGACUACCACCAAGACCUGUACGAUGAUUUUGACUGGGUCCAUGUCAGCGCUCAAGAGCCUCACUAUUUGCCACCUGAAAUGCCUCAAGGAUCGUAUAUGAUAGUGAUUUCAUCAGACCAUGACCCUGGGGAAAAGACUCGACUUCAGCUUCCAACAAUGAAAGAAAACGAUACUCACUGCAUCGAUUUCAGCUACCUCCUGUACAGCAAGAAUGGAGGAAACCCAGGCACUUUGAACAUCCUCGUUAAGGUGAACAAAGGACCACUGGCUAAUCCCAUCUGGAAUGUCACUGGCUCCACUGGCAAAGACUGGCUUCGAGCAGAGUUGGCUGUCAGCACUUUCUGGCCCAAUGAGUAUCAGGUAAUAUUUGAAGCUGAAGUCUCAGAUGGAAGAAAUGGCUACAUUGCCAUUGAUGACAUCCAGGUCCUGAGUUACCCUUGUGAUAAAUCUCCACAUUUUUUGAGGCUGGGGGAUGUAGAGGUCAAUGCAGGGCAGAAUGCUACAUUUCAGUGCAUUGCUACAGGGAGAGAUGCAGUGAAUAACAAGUUAUGGCUUCAGAGAAGAAAUGGAGAAGAUAUUCCAGUUGCUCAGACUAAAAAUAUCAAUCACAGAAGAUUUGCAGCUACCUUUAAGUUGCAAGAGGUGACAAAAACCGACCAGGAUUUAUACCGCUGUGUAACUCAGUCAGAGAGAGGUUCCGGAGUCUCAAACUUUGCUCAACUUAUUGUUCGAGAGCCGCCUCGGCCAAUAGCACCCCCGCAGCUGCUGGGCGUUGGGCCCACGUACUUGCUCAUCCAGCUGAAUGCCAACUCGAUCAUUGGGGACGGCCCCAUUAUCCUGAAAGAAGUGGAGUACCGGAUGACGUCCGGGACGUGGACCGAGACCCAUGCUGUCAAUGCACCGACCUACAAGCUCUGGCACCUGGACCCCGACACCGAAUAUGAGAUUCGGGUCCUGCUCACCAGACCAGGAGAAGGUGGGACAGGGCAGCCAGGACCACCACUGAUCACCAGGACCAAGUGUGCUGAACCUAUGAGAACACCGAAAACACUGAAGAUUGCCGAGAUCCAGGCCAGACACAUCGCUGUGGAUUGGGAAUCUCUGGGUUACAACAUCACUCGUUGCCAUACUUUCAAUGUCACCAUAUGCUACCACUACUUCUGUGGACACAACGAGAGCAAAGCAGACUGCUUGGACAUGGACCCCAAAGCACCUCAGCACGUUGUGGAUCAUUUGCCUCCCUACACAAAUGUCAGCCUCAAGAUGAUCUUAACCAACCCAGAAGGGAGGAAGGAAAGUGAGGAGACCAUUAUCCAGACAGAUGAAGAUGUGCCAGGCCCUAUACCUGCCAAAUCAGUGAAAGGAACUCCUUUUGAAGAUAAGAUCUUCCUCAACUGGAAGGAACCUGUGGAUCCAAAUGGCAUCAUUACUCAAUAUGAGGUCAGCUACAGCAGUAUACAGUCAUUUGAUCCUGCAGUUCCAGUGGCAGGACCUCCACAAACAGUAUCCAAGCUGUGGAACAGCACACACCACGUCUUCUCUCACCUGCACCCUGGUACUACCUACCAGUUCUUCAUACGUGCAAGCACCGUCAAAGGGUUUGGACCAGCAACGACGAUCAAUGUAACAACCAACAUCUCAGCUCCCACUUUACCAGACUAUGAAGGAGUCGAUGCAUCCCUCAAUGAAACUGCUACUACAAUAACUGUACUCUUGAGACCUGCACAAGCCAAAGGUGCACCUAUCAGUGCCUACCAGAUCGUUGUUGAGGAGCUGCACCCGCACCGAACGAAGAGAGAAACUGGUGCCAUGGAGUGCUACCAAAUCCCUGUCACCUAUCAGACUGCUCUUAGUGGAGGGUCACCAUAUUACUUUGCUGCUCAGCUGCCCCCAGGAAACCUGCCAGAGCCAGCCCCCUUUACUGUGGGUGACAACAGGACAUACCAAGGUUUCUGGAACCCGCCGCUGGCUCCUCGGAAAGGCUACAACAUCUAUUUCCAGGCCAUGAGCAGCGUUGAGAAGGAAACCAAAACUCAGUGUGUUCGAAUAGCUACAAAAGCAGCAGCAACAGAGGAACCUGAGGUGAUUCCAGAUCCAGCUAAACAAACAGAUCGAGUGGUGAAAAUAGCAGGAAUAAGUGCUGGAAUUCUGGUAUUCAUCCUACUUCUCCUUGUUGUCAUAUUGAUUGUCAAAAAAAGGCUGGGCAGCAAACUUGCAAAGAAGCGCAAGGAUGCCAUGGGAACCACCCGUCAGGAGAUGACCCACAUGGUGAAUGCCAUGGACAGGAGCUACGCCGACCAGAGCACUCUGCAUGCAGAGGAUCCCCUGUCAAUCACAUUUAUGGACUCACAUAACUUCAGCCCCAGAUUGCCCAAUGAUCCACUUGUGCCGACAGCUGUGUUAGAUGAAAAUCACAGUGCAACAGCAGAGUCCAGCCGACUCCUGGAUGUCCCUCGUUACCUCUGCGAAGGCACAGAAUCCCCGUACCAGACUGGGCAGCUGCACCCUGCCAUCAGGGUGGCUGAUCUCCUGCAGCAUAUUAACCUAAUGAAGACCUCUGACAGCUAUGGAUUUAAAGAGGAGUAUGAGAGUUUCUUUGAGGGGCAGUCAGCUUCUUGGGAUGUCGCUAAGAAGGAUCAAAACAGAACAAAGAACCGCUAUGGAAACAUUAUAGCAUAUGACCACUCCAGAGUGAUUUUGCAACCUGUUGAAGAUGAUCCAUCUUCAGAUUACAUUAAUGCCAACUACAUAGAUGGAUAUCAGAGACCAAGUCACUACAUUGCAACCCAAGGUCCAGUUCAUGAGACUGUGUAUGACUUUUGGAGAAUGAUAUGGCAGGAGCAGUCAGCUUGUGUUGUGAUGGUCACAAAUUUGGUGGAAGUAGGAAGAGUCAAGUGUUACAAAUACUGGCCUGAUGACACUGAAGUUUAUGGGGACUUCAAAGUGACUUGUGUAGAGAUGGAGCCCCUCGCUGAAUAUGUCGUCAGGACCUUCACUCUGGGAAGGAGGGGCUACAAUGAAAUCCGUGAAGUUAAACAGUUUCAUUUCACUGGCUGGCCAGAUCAUGGAGUUCCUUACAAUGCCACAGGCCUGCUUUCCUUUAUACGGAGAGUCAAAUUAUCUAACCCUCCUAGUGCAGGGCCUAUUGUUGUCCAUUGCAGUGCUGGUGCUGGACGGACAGGCUGUUACAUUGUGAUUGAUAUCAUGUUGGAUAUGGCAGAAAGAGAAGGUGUUGUGGAUAUCUACAACUGUGUCAAAGCUUUGCGGUCCCGGCGCAUCAACAUGGUACAAACUGAGGAACAGUACAUCUUUAUUCACGAUGCCAUUCUAGAAGCUUGCCUGUGUGGAGAAACUGCCAUUCCUGUCUGCGAAUUCAAAGCUGCUUAUUUUGAUAUGAUUAGAAUAGACUCUCAGACAAACUCUUCGCAUCUCAAAGAUGAGUUUCAGACCCUGAAUUCUGUGACCCCCCGCCUGCAGGCAGAGGACUGCAGCAUUGCCUGCUUGCCAAGGAACCACGACAAGAACCGCUUCAUGGAUAUGCUGCCACCUGACAGAUGUCUGCCUUUCUUAAUUACUAUUGAUGGGGAGAGCAGCAACUACAUCAAUGCUGCUCUUAUGGACAGCUACAGGCAGCCAGCAGCUUUUAUUGUCACACAACAUCCUUUACCAAACACUGUGAAAGAUUUCUGGAGAUUAGUGUAUGACUAUGGCUGUACUUCUCUUGUGAUGUUAAAUGAAGUCGACUUAGCACAGGGCUGCCCACAAUACUGGCCCGAGGAAGGGAUACUGCGGUACGGCCCCAUCCAAGUGGAAUGCAUGUCGUGUUCAAUGGACUGCGACGUCAUAAACCGAAUUUUCAGGAUAUGCAAUCUAACAAGACCACAAGAGGGCUAUCUGAUGGUGCAGCAAUUCCAGUAUUUGGGAUGGGCUUCUCACAGAGAUGUACCAGCUUCCAAGAGAUCCUUCUUGAAGUUAAUUCUCCAGGUUGAAAAAUGGCAAGAGGAAUGUGAAGAAGGGGAGGGCCGGACCAUCAUCCAUUGCCUGAACGGCGGUGGCCGGAGCGGGAUGUUCUGUGCCAUUGGCAUUGUGGUUGAGAUGGUAAAAAGACAGAAUGUGGUGGAUGUUUUCCACGCUGUGAAGACCUUGAGGAACAGUAAGCCCAACAUGGUAGAAACUCCGGAGCAAUAUCGUUUCUGCUACGAUGUUGCACUGGAGUACCUGGAAUCCUCUUAGUCGGAAAGGACGUGACGAAGUUCACCAAAUAUAUGAAUCUCAAUAAGCUGUUUUGACAACAGUUCUUGAUCCUGUGAAGAAAGAUUUUAGGGGAAGAGGGGGUGGGAGGGAUUUUAAAUUUUAAAUGCAAAGUAUUUUUCUUAUGAAGUUGUGUAUCUUAAUAAAAGAACUCAAUCUGUUUCUAUGCUUGUAUACAGUAUCAACAUUUAGUGCCACAUAAAAACUAUUUAAUGAAAUCCAGAGUCAGAGGAGAUUUGCGCAGAUUAGGACCUUCUCGUGUGUGUAUAUGCAGCUGUCUCUCAGAUACAGUAGAGCGACCAUCUGUUGCAUGUAUCAAUAUUUCCUAUAUGGUAUUAAUUUUUUUCUUUUGAUACAUUGUUAAAGUACAAUAACAGUGCAGAUUGAUAGUAAGGUUCAUUCUUUAUACGUUUCAAGUGUUGCAUAUAUAUAUUAUAUAUAGUAAAAGAAAAACUGGCUUAUUUUGUUUUAAUGUGCAAUGAUGGCUGGAUCACAUAAAGAUCUUUAUAAAGAAACUUAAACAUAAGCCAAAGACUCAAGUGUAAAUAUGUCUAUAUGGAGAAAGCACAUGUAUUUAUUGUUUACUUGCAUUCCUUUUUUGAUGGCUGAUAAAAAGAAGAAUCAUUUUUCUUGAAGAAAGCUUUUUUUGCUGAAAUCAAGUGUAAACAAUUUUUGUAGUUUAUUUUUUGUAUGUUUCAGUGUAAGUAGAAGACAUACUUUUUAUGCAUAGACCAAGAAACAUUGGUAUAGUGGUUUUGUUGUGUACAUGCUUGUGAUUCAAAUUCAUGUAAACAACUUGAUUAUAGAAGGUCUUUAAGUACAGGACCAAAAUCUAAACAUUUUCCUGAAAAUGUAUAGUUUUUCACAGUUGCAUUAGUUAGGUACUGAUAAAAAAAACUAUGUAAGGAAGUGCACACUUCAAAAUGGCCUUGCCUAUGACUUGCACAAUAUUGGAAGAAAUUUUUAAGAUCCAUUUAAAUUGUACAGGAACCAAUUGUUUAAAAAAUAUUGAAGCACAGAGUAACAGAACUGUGACACAAAUAGAUGGGUCUGCAUAUGCCCUUCAGGGUAAAAAAGUAUUUGUUUAGCAAAUUGUAAGAUUAAGCAAUGUUUAAUUUGAUGUUUACAAACAUGUAAGCUUUGCUUCCAAGAAAGCAAAAUUUGAAUAAACCAAUGCCAGAUUCUGAUUAUA